This is a messenger RNA of Linum trigynum, 612 nucleotides long. The record is from the annotation of a GenBank genome assembly. NCBI's taxonomy places the organism in Eukaryota, Viridiplantae, Streptophyta, Magnoliopsida, Malpighiales, Linaceae.
AUGUCAAACCCUGUAGUCCGAUGCAGGGAACUAGAUUACGAAGAAGAAGCGAAAGUCCAUCGCUAUCUAGUGCUGAGGCCGCACUCCCCAAGCAGAAGGAAGAACUUGGCAGUCUCGGAAUUCAGACAUGGCAAGGUUGCUCAGAAGAGGCGGUGGAAAGUUUAUCAUAGGGAAGAAACUAACAACAACCUCCUCUGGCAAGCUCACUAUGCUGAAGUAUUUGGUAGUAGCAGAAACUAUAUAGGGCCGAAAAUAAAGAAGAGUAUAUGCCCUAUUCAGGAAAAUGUGGCUAGUGGAGGAACCGGUGUUGAUUGGAAAGUGGCCUUCCAAAGAGCGUACAGUGGCAAUUGCUCCAAGCGACCAGCAUCUAAAAGGGGAUACUGCAACCAUUACAAAGCAGCAGUUUGGCUUGAUGGUAUGAAAAAUUUCGUCACUGUAAUGAAGCCCAAUGCGAAUCCUAACAAUCACAAAUCACACACAUUACAUCUGAUCAGGCUGUUGCCUAUUUAUUGCAUGGUUUUUUUGUCUCUGUUAUCCUCUUCGGAAUGUGAUAGUGACUCAGAUGACAAAUGCAUUGUGAGCGACACGGAGGCAGAGGCCGAGUCGGCCUAA